AUGCGCUCUGAGACAUAUGAGAGCUCCAUGAAGCCAGCGACGUCUGGGAUCUACAAUUCUGCAGGAGGAGAACAUGGCAGAUCACUUCAUCCGGAUCUACCAGGACUCAGAUUACCAGAUCGUGAGAGAGAUAUUUGCACGUGGCCUUAUAGAACACAUCAAAGCUUCCUUCCGCCAUACACUUAGCCUUUCACACAUUCGGUUCCUCCUUGCUGUGGGGUCAUUGGUUCCUUUACUAACCACUGGAUCUUUUGCCAUAUCUCUUAUGGUGGUAAUCAUCGCGUUACUCAUCCUCUGGUUCAUCAACAGACAUGUCUUCACGUCCUACCUCCAGCAAAGCCUGAGGCAAGACAUGUUGGACAUUGGGAAAUAUUAUUGUCAGCGGGACGACUGCUGUUUUUGGGUGGCAGAGUCAGCUGGGGAGGUGGUGGGAAUUGUGGCGGCUGCUCCCUUUUGUCACCCUGGUGAUAAAAAACUUAUGGAGCUCAAGAGAUUAUCAGUAAGCAAAAGACAUAGAGGCAAAGGAAUUGCUAAAGCCUUGUGCAGGACAGUCAUCGACUUUGCCCGGAAGAGAGGGUUCCAGGCUCUGACUUUAGACACCUCAGUAUUUCAGAUCAGUUCUUGGAAGCUGUAUGAGAAGAUUGGUUUCAGGAGAACUCGCACAUUUUACCUAAACUACUACUUUGCUGAAUUGAUUGACUUACGUGACAUUAACUACUGGUAUGUUCUUCCAACACAGGACUGAAGAAGUACUGCACACUUGCUGAUGUAGAUCCAUGUACAACGUAACAUUAAUGAAUCUGAUUUACAUGUAGGACCCACAUAGCAGAGGAUGCACAUUUCAUAAAGGCUUCCAAAUUAGAUGAAAAGACAUGCAGAAAUGAUUAUGUCCAAUGUUCUGUAAAUAUUGUACCUAUCAAAACUGCAGAGAAGUCAAGUGGAACUGAAGUAAAGUAGCUUUCUGAUAGGAUGAGCAUAGUGUAUAUGGAUUCUGUGAUAACCAUUGUGUUUUGUUCCCAGAGAAAAAUGCUUCUUUUCUUUCCCUGAAAAUGUGUGCAGUCUUCUCUUACAUAGCCCUGGCCAGAUAUUAUGUGUAGUCUUCUCUUACAUAGCCCUGGCCAGAUAAUAUGUGUAGUCCUCUCUUACAUAGCCCUGGCCAGAUAUUAUGUGUAGUCUUCUCUUACAUAGCCCUGGACAGAUAUUAUGUGCAGUCUUCUCUUACAUAGCCCUGGCCAGAUAAUAUGUGUAGCCUUCUCUUACAUAGCCCAUGCCAGAUAAUAUGUGCAGUCUUCUCUUACAUAGCCCUGGCCAGAUAUUAUGUGUAGUCUUCUCUUACAUAGCCCUGGCCAGAUAAUAUGUGUAGUCCUCUCUUACAUAGCCCUGGCCAGAUAAUAUGUGUAGUCUUCUCUUACAUAGCCCUGGCCAGAUAAUACUGUAUGUGUAGUCUUCUCUUACAUAGCCCUGGCCAGAUAAUAUGUGUAGUCCUCACUUACAUAGCCCUGGCCAGAUAAUAUGUGUAGUCUUCUCUUACAUAGCCCUGGCCAGAUAUUAUGUGUAGUCUUCUCUUACAUAGCCCUGGCCAGAUAAUAUGUGUAGUCCUCUCUUACAUAGCCCUGGCCAGAUAAUAUGUGUAGUUUUCUCUUACAUAGCCCUGGCCAGAUAAUACUGUAUGUGUAGUCUUCUCUUACAUAGCCCUGGCCAGAUAAUAUGUGUAGUCCUCACUUACAUAGCCCUGGCCAGAUAAUAUGUGUAGUCUUCUCUUACAUAGCCCUGGCCAGAUAUUAUGUGUAGUCUUCUCUUACAUAGCCCUGGCCAGAUAAUAUGUGUAGUCUUCUCUUACAUAGCCCUGGCCAGAUAAUAUGUGCAGUCUUCUCUUACAUAGCCCUGGCCAGAUAAUAUGUGUAGUCUUCUCUUACAUAGCCCUGGCCAGAUAUUAUGUGUAGUCCUCUCUUACAUAGCCCUGGCCAGAUAAUAUGUGUAGUCUUCUCUUACAUAGCCCUGGCCAGAUAUUAUGU
Pseudophryne corroboree (corroboree frog) is the source of this 2015-nucleotide messenger RNA. Its product is annotated as putative N-acetyltransferase 8B. Bases 74 to 745 code for a protein of 223 amino acids. The record is from RefSeq and is a predicted model, not a curated record. The transcript is spliced from 2 exons. Lineage: Eukaryota; Metazoa; Chordata; Amphibia; Anura; Myobatrachidae. Gene Ontology annotation, molecular function: N-acetyltransferase activity.